Molecule: messenger RNA, 6907 nt
Organism: Seriola dumerili (greater amberjack)
Lineage: Eukaryota; Metazoa; Chordata; Actinopteri; Carangiformes; Carangidae
Gene: kcnj14
Product: inward rectifier potassium channel 2-like
Exons: 5
Coding region: 2597-4207 (536 amino acids)
Biological process (GO): potassium ion import across plasma membrane; regulation of monoatomic ion transmembrane transport
Cellular component (GO): plasma membrane
Molecular function (GO): inward rectifier potassium channel activity
Source: RefSeq, a predicted model, not a curated record
CAGCACCGCCAGCACCGGACGGCUCGCGCACGGUUUCCAAUCAGUUUUGUUUUAUUCGUUUAAAUUGAAUUUAUCAACCAUUAAAUUCGGUUAAAGACGGAAGUGAAAGUACAUUUAGGUCGUCACACCACGCUGAAUUAACGGGAGGAAAAUGUCAGCAGAGGGCUCCAUGAUUGCACGGGUUCAUCUCAGUGUUUCGCCUUUAGAGAGGUUGGUUCUUCAGGUUGAGGCUGUUUAUGGGAAAACCUCCACCAAUAUUUGAGUGAAAUCCAGUAACAAUCAAAAUACUGGAGCCAAAGAGCCGAACAACUAAUGACUUGCAGUGCAUUAGACAAGAAGGCCAUGAAACAAGAAUACUAAACAGACACCAACAACUCUGCAAAGGGAACGGAGCAACCAGCAAACUCUUUUAUUGUCUUCUCCUGUGUGGUUCUUCCCCCCAAAAUCAUCAAAGCUGAGUGCUUUUACUGAACAUGUGUCAGAAAGGAAGGUCCACACACACGUGAAGAUGAACCCAUAUGUCACUUCCCACUUCAGGAGGGAUCUCUUUCCCCAUUUCCAUUUGUUGUAGACUUUUGACUACCCUUCUGUUACUGGUUGACUGAAAUGGCUUCUUCCAUAUUUGUACAGUUAUAGCAAUAGCUCUUGUUGAAUGUUUUUCAGUUGUGUUUGUACUUGCAACAGUUGAGGAUUACGGUUGAGGAGUUGAUUCUGUCCACUGUCCCAAAGAGACUGGAUGUGGAUACUUUGUCAUGAUUCAGUAGUAGAGUUUUCUGGAAAUGGUUGGGCAAGGUAAACACUAACAAGCAUAUCUUUUCAUUGCCAGAUGUAUUUGGACGUCUCUUUUGCUUAAUUUAAAAACUAUGAGUUUUUAUGCAUUAUUUCUAUAUAUUAUGAAAUUCUGCAUGCUCAUGCAUGUUUUUUAGUAGUUUAUGGUGCACUCUUGCAUGUCCUUAGUAGCACAUUGCAUCUGCAUAUGAUAAUCAUCUCUGUUGUUUGCAGAAACUCUCUCUGAUGUUCAGGUAGCCUUUUGGUGAUAUGAUUCAGGGAUGCUGAGUAAGAGAUUACAAUCCACAAACCCAGUUACGCUGUCAGCCACCUUAGUUCUCAGCUCCUCUCCUUCUGUGGCAUACACCUGAUCUACUAACCUUGGCACCAGACCUCCAGAAAAAUGUAGAAAACUUCCUCAGGUGACCUGUGUACUUACCUUUUUUCCUCCAUAUUAAUCUUCCACUUAAAUCUAGAAUCACAAGCAAUGUCGGAGAUAGAUCAAAGUAAUCUCUCUCUGUUGUUUUCUUCUCUUCUUCUUAUCUUUUGUCAGGCAUAGGUGAAUUCUCAGCCGUAAUGCUGAGCUGUAAUGAGGUAUGUUCUGUCCUGAGAGAUUAACUGUUGCAGAUGAUUGCUAACAGCCCUGUAGUUCAGGUCAAUAAUAUCCAUGCAACAGUAAGGACCCAAAGCAAGUCUUCACCAAAUUGACAAUGGCCAUCAAACAUAAAUACAGACCCUUAGAAAGGAAAUGUGAAAUUGUUAAAGCAGUGACAUGACUGAACAGGAAAUGGCAAACAAAUGUUUUUCAGUUGGGCCCCUCUUGCUGGGAAAAAGUGACAUUUCCUUGACUUGGGAAGACAAGCUUAUUGAAUUGCUGCAUUAUAUUAAGCGCUUUAUCCAAGAUGUAUUGGCACUGAAUUAUGAUGAUGAAUAAUGUCUGUAAGCAUUUAAUUUUCUGAAAGUGCUGUAUUCUUUAUUUCCUCAUGCCCAUACCAAGGGGUUGUGAAACUGGGAAGAACUUUGAUCGUAAGAAUUGGCAUGUUUUCUUUUCUUUUCUUUUUUUUGUGCUUUUUUGACUGCAUGUUGGAAAUGAUAUCAUAUCAUCCUAUUGGAAGUUAAUGCCUAAAAUUAUGCCUAAUCUGCAUCUUGUCCAAAUGUUAUGAAAUGUACCCUGUAAUGAGCUGUAAAUCCUUAAUGUCUUCAUCUCCAUCCUCUUACUCCACCGCAUUAUCAGUUUACAGCUUUUAUCAGUUCAUGCCUGCUCAAGGCUUCCCUUUUAUUGUUUUGAACUGAACUGAACCUAUCCAGCAUGCUCCUGUGAUGUCUGUUGAGGUGAACCCAGCCCACUACUCCUUGUCAAACCAAUUCUUGCAAAUUGAGGGUUACAGAAAAAGAUUCCUUCCUAUUGCUGACAUCCUUCAUUUCAGCUCAGCUCACUUUAUUUCCUUCAGUGAGUAUGAUUUAACUGGUUUGUAACUGGAUCCACCUGUGGACCUACUUCAAGAAAGCCCACUUUGUUGAGGGAUCUAUCACUGAAAGGAUAGACUAUACUGAGAAAAAGCAUUACAGUUUGCGGAAAGGAUACUGACACAAGUGACUGAUUAGUGUCGUUGGAGGGAACUAUUCUCUGGGUUAUCAUUGACCACUAUGGACCUACAAAUAUCUCUUCAUUAAGAAGGCCUGAAAGACUGACUGUUGUCAGUCACCAUACUUAACUUCCCUGACUUUAUCGAGCUGCUUAGUUACCACAUCAACAUUCAAAUCAAGGUUCACUAAGAAAUACUGAGAAACUGAACUUCUCUAUAACAGAGAGGAGACUUUAUAGUACAUGAUGGGAGCGGCACGUGUGAAACGCCGCUUCAGUGCUGUGGUGGAUGGGCCAGUGGAGGAAGAGGAGGUCAUGAGGCUAGCACAGAGUGCUGCAGAUACGGCUCGGGCAGGGGGGAGCCCAGUGGGGUCAGUGACCCCAACCAGCCCCUCCCCGACCCAUGCCCUCAACGGCAAAGCGCUACCUCUUCAGAGCAACACCAACAAUGCACGGAGGCAGAGUGCCAUUGGAGAGUCAUUUGGGGGAGAUUCAGGAGGAGAAGGCGGGGUGAGAGCAGGAGGAAAGUGCUCAGGGUUAAGGAGUGGAAGAGGCAGUGGUGGAGGAGGAAGAGGUGAAGGCCGUUCAUCCUCGGACCCAGAUUCACUCUCUUCCCCCUCCACUACCAGCCGCCGGCGCACCAGGCGCUCAAGCCGCUGGCCCCGACAACGCUUUGUGGGCAAGGACGGACGCUGCAACGUCACCUUCGUCAACAUGAGUGAGAGGGGCCAGCGGUACCUCAGUGACCUCUUCACCACCUGUGUGGACAUCCGCUGGCGCUGGAUGCUGGUCAUCUUCACCCUCUCCUUCCUUCUCUCCUGGCUGCUCUUUGGAUUUGCCUUCUGGCUCAUUGCCUCCGCACAUGGGGACCUCUCCAUUCGGCUUACCCCCAGCUCAGGUUCCUCUCCGGGAUCAGGAGAGGCCGGUUCUGGAGGAGAGUCUGAUAGAGAGGCAGUUGUUGAGGAGCCAUGCUUCCUCCAGGUGAACAGCUUCAUGGCGGCCUUUCUAUUCUCCUUGGAGACGCAGACAUCCAUCGGUUACGGAUUCAGAAGCGUGACCGAAGAAUGCCCCCUGGCGGUGGUGGCGGUCGUUUUGCAGUGCAUUGUGGGCUGCAUUAUUGACGCCUUCAUCAUCGGGGCAGUCAUGGCAAAGAUUGCCAAGCCCAAGAAGCGCAACGAAACACUAGUGUUUUCUGAAACAGCUGUGGUGGCACUAAGGGAUGGGAAACUCUGCAUGAUGUGGAGGGUUGGAAACCUACGCAAGAGCCACCUGGUAGAGGCACAUGUCAGAGCACAACUAUUAAAGCCAAGGGUGACACCAGAGGGAGAGUUCCUCCCACUGGACAACAUGGACAUCAACGUGGGUUUUGACACUGGCACUGACCGCAUCUUCUUGGUCUCACCUGUUACAAUUGUUCAUGAGAUUAAUGAUGAGUCGCCCUUCUUUGAGAUGGACCGAAAGACUCUGGAGAGUGACUCUGAGUUGGAGGUAGUGGUCAUACUUGAGGGAAUGGUGGAGGCCACAGCCAUGACCACACAGUGCCGUAGCUCCUAUCUGGCUUCCGAAAUCCUCUGGGGACACCGCUUUGAACCAGUGCUCUUCGAGAGGAAAGACUGCUACCAGGUGGACUACUCGUUCUUCCAUCGGACGUAUGAAAUUCCUAACACACCGUCAUGCAGCGCUAAAGAGCUGGCCGAGCAAAAAUACAUUCAAAGCUCUCGCGCGUCAUUUUGCUAUGAGAAUGAAGUGGCUCUGCAACUUGUCUCCCCUGAUGAUGAGCCUGACCGAGACCCUGAGUGUCCCUCCCCACUGACCCAAAGGCCAUCUCUGGCGGAACAUCUCCACUACAAUUGAACUUGAUGGACAGCAGGCCUCAAGGGAAAAGAGACAGGACGAUGACCCUGGACUUUAGAGGAAGUACAGGCAAAAAGAGAGGCUUAGACUGUUAGGAAUGAGCAAACCAAGAGAGGCAGGAUUAAAAGUAGAUAAGGCCAUGCUUUUGUCAGUGUCAGGAUUGUUUACAGUGAUUAGACAGGGAAGAAAGCCUUGAGUAGGAACAGGUUAAGACAUCCAUUUGCAAGAUUUACAUCCGUACUAUCAUACAGAUUAGAAGAUUUUUCAGAGAAAUAGAAAGGAAAUGGACAGAUAGAUAAAGAAUAUAAAGUUUACAGUCAGUCUAUUAGGGAAAUAAGUUACUACACUGACCUAGUUGUCUGAUUGGCCCUGGCAAUCUGUCAUAAUCAUUGAAAACUCGUCUGCUAAGUCUCACAUCUGGCCCAUCACUAUCACAGCACACUCAUCUGGUUCUAAUCCCUGACUCACAUGGUGUGCAACAGCACCCUAUGGUGGCUCUAACCUGCAACGGCACCUCCAUUUUUGUGAUCCUGGAUAAAAUUUUGACCUCUAAUUUAGGUGGCUUCUGUAAGCGAUAAAUGGUAGUGUACUUACUACUCAGGAAUGUACUCCAAUAUGAUGCUGACUUAUCACUUUCAUGUUUUAUUUUCUUAUGGUAAGUAUGGACAGUGCACAUUUUGUGAUACUUUGACCUUGAGGGGCUGUUGAGAAUGUAAUUCAGUAUUAGGCUAGGCUACUUGUAGAGCCAAAGUGAGCAACAGUAACAUGGAGAAACAGCUGAAAACUAGCAGCGGCUUUGAGCAGUUUCUUUCCCAUGUGAUGUACUGUAUGUUGUUUAUUUUUUGGCUUUUUUCUAUGUGUCAUGAAAACAAUGUUCUUUGAUUGUAACAUUUGCUUUAUUUAAUCUACCAUUUGUGUUGAGUUGAAUGCCAGUAGGUCAGAGGAAGCAUUGUAGUGUUAGUCAUCUUCACUGCAGUGGUACACAAUGACAGAUUAUGUUGGGUGUGUCCAUACCAGUUUACCACCAUACAUUCUUUCUUGCACUACUAUAUACAGUAUCUUUUCAUGUUCUCUUUUGCUAAAAUCAACCACACUGUAUUGUUUUGCUCUGUUAGUAAAUUGGGACUGUGCUAUGACAUUAUAAUGUUUUAAGUGUCUUGGCACUUGGAUGACCUUUGAUGUUUCAGACUGGCAAAAGGAACUGCUCUCACUGACUGUAAAUACACCGGAGGCCUGCAGCCACCGCCAACAUCACUAGAACAGUACCAAGUUAAACUGAGUGGAUGAAGUGUUAAGAUGAAGGUAAUGACUUUGUUGCUGCAUCUCUGAGAGUAAAGCAACUGUCCACCAUCUGCACAAACUGAUGAGGAUCAAACUGGAAAUUAGAUGACAUUCAUAGAAAAUUGUUCUAUAUUUUUGUGCCCAUAAAAUCGUGUGACACCCUCCUAAAUCUAAUGUGGUACUGUUGGUUUCUCUCACAAAAUGUGAGAACAGUGUAGUGGGUGGUGCCUUCAUAACGAACUACAGAUUUUGCAACUGGACCUUCAUCUGUAGCAAUUAAUUUCAUGUUUAAAAUGUGCUUAAAGCUUAUUUUUAUUGUAUGUAUUUGCAUUAUGCUAUUCUUGCAAGAGUGUUUUUGCAAUCACCUUAACAUUCGUAGUAUGUUGUUCUAAGUAGACAAAAUGUCUAUGCAAAUAAUUACUGUGAAUCUGCUCAAUGAUUGAGUAGUAUAUAACCAUGCACUGAUAACAGAUAGAUGCUUUUAGCUGAAUUAUAAGGUAGACUAUGUGAUAGUUGCAAUUGUAGGUGUAUUACAGAGCACCUGAAGUGUUCUCGUUUAUUUUAGAUCAUGUAAUCAUUUCCCGUAAAUUAUACCACCUGAGUAUUUGAUUACAGAAGGUGUUGUAGGAGAAUUAGGGAGUGUAAGGAAUGCACCUUUAUAUUAAGUGUUGACCAAUAAUCAGCCUGUCCAAUGCACAGCCUGGGAACUUGUUUUUUGUACUUUGCACUAAAGUAAUAUAUGGAAACUAAUAUCACUGAUGAAGCUCUAAAACAGCACAGUAGUGUUGCUGGAUAAACACAGGUUAACCUCAAUGCAUCAGUCACAGUGUUUCACUUGAGUUAUUGAAAAGAUACUCUGUGGUAACCUCAGGGGGUUGAGGGAUUGAUGACAUAUUAUCCGUUACAAUUAAUGUUAAUGCUGUUCUGUGUUUGUGUCUUCACUUACACUUCUCCUUUAUGGCUACCAUGUUCUAUUUAUAGGCUGCACGGUGGGUCAUGUUGUUCACCCUGCCUCCACUUCCAUGAAAUGUAACUUGAACUUAUAGCACCAUCACUUUAACUACGAUAGCGCUUUUAAACACCCCAGAAAGAAAUAGACAGUUGGAUUAUUUAGUAUUUUCACUGGUUGCUUAGGGUUCACUACUCACAGUAAACAUACAUUUUUUAAAUCAUAAGUAUUUAUAAUAUACAUUGUGUAAAAUACAUGGUAAACUGUAAUACUACAUACAUUUUUAAUAAAUUAGUGAGAUGAAACCAAUAAAAGCUGUAGCUACCUUUCCUUGGUUAUUUUUCUAAAGUAAAGGGAAACCUCUCUGCUCGUAUGUUGAAAUGUAAUUUCAGAGCUGCCUCAGGCGCAGAGCACUUCCAAGUGAAAAUGAACUGUGUUGUAGAGCAAAUAAAACAGGGACUGAAUUGCAA